AAUUGUUCCGCAAGUCUUAAAUGUGAUCAAAACUCUUUAAAUAUUAAAUCAAUUACGAAAAAAUCAUUCAAGUAGUGGCAGUCGUAAAGAAAAGUAUUAAAAACACCAAAAUGAAAUUAGAAAAAAUUGGUAUCGUGGGAAGCGGUCUUAUAGGGCGAGCCUGGUCCAUGUUAUUCGCCUCCGCUGGCUAUCAGGUCAUGUUAUAUGAUAUUUUACCGCAACAACUAACUUCCGCUUUGGAAUAUAUUGAACAAGAAUUGCAACGUUUGGAAGAACAAAAACUUCUAAGAGGCAACUUAAAUUCUAGCGAACAAUUUAAGUGCAUAAAAACCACCACCGACAUUAAAGAGUUGGUUAAAGAUGCCAUAUUCAUACAAGAAUGCAUACCCGAACGUAUUGAAUGGAAGAAGUCAUUGUACCAACAAUUGGAUGAUAUAGUCGAAGCAAAAACAAUUAUUUCCAGUUCGACGAGUACUUUUAUGCCAUCGUUGUUUAGUCAAGAUUUAAAGCACAAAGAAAAUAUUUUGGUAUCACAUCCCUUAAACCCACCCUAUUAUAUACCUUUAGUAGAAAUUGUUCCUGCACCCUGGACUUCUAAGAGUGCUGUAGAAUUUACCAAAAAUUUAAUGUUGGAAAUAAAACAAAAACCCGUAACAUUAACUCGUGAAGUCUUGGGUUUUGCCACCAAUCGCAUACAAUAUGCCAUUUUAAAUGAAGUGUGGCAUUUAAUCGAAAAUGAUAUAUUAACUGCGGCCGAUGUGGAUACCGUUAUGACUGAGGGUUUGGGUUUACGUUAUGCUUUUUUGGGUCCUUUAGAGACGGCACAUUUGAAUGCUGAUGGUAUUGCUGAUUAUGUAAAACGUUUUGGACAGGAAAUUUUUAAAGUUAGUGAAACCUAUGAACCUAUACCAGAAAUGAAAGAGGGUGCUACUUUGGAAAAAUUGUCAAACCAAUGUGAGGAAAUGGUUCCCAAGGAGAGAUUGGCACUAAGAAGAACUCAAAGAGACGAAUUUUUGACCAAGUUAAAUGAAUUAAAGAAACAAUUUGAAAGUUAAGGUAGUUCAAAUUAAAUAUUUCAAUAAAUUUUAAAAUGGAAUCUUAAGUAGAGCAAAUAAACAGCAGUGGAAUACAAAAAAACUCGCCCACUUAAGCCAUGUGUUAG
Messenger RNA from Lucilia sericata (common green bottle fly), 1162 nucleotides. Its product is annotated as lambda-crystallin-like. The coding region runs from base 111 to 1055 and encodes 314 amino acids. Gene Ontology annotation, biological process: fatty acid metabolic process. Gene Ontology annotation, molecular function: NAD+ binding; oxidoreductase activity, acting on the CH-OH group of donors, NAD or NADP as acceptor. The record is from RefSeq and is a predicted model, not a curated record. Lineage: Eukaryota; Metazoa; Arthropoda; Insecta; Diptera; Calliphoridae. The transcript is spliced from 3 exons.